Messenger RNA from Striga hermonthica, 1176 nucleotides. NCBI's taxonomy places the organism in Eukaryota, Viridiplantae, Streptophyta, Magnoliopsida, Lamiales, Orobanchaceae. The record is from the annotation of a GenBank genome assembly.
AUGUUGGCCUUCGCGAAGAGAAUAGGCGCGAGGUUUCUUCUUACUAGUACGAGUGAGGUUUAUGGUGAUCCUCUUGAGCAUCCACAGAAGGAGACAUAUUGGGGGCAUGUGAAUCCAAUUGGCGUCCGGAGCUGCUAUGACGAAGGCAAACGAACUGCUGCAACCCUAACUAUGGAUUAUCAUCGAGGUGCUGAUGUUGAGGUGCGCAUUGCGCGUAUUCUUAAUACGUGCGGGCCUCGUAUGUGUCUAGAUGACGGGCGUGUGGUUAGCAACUUCGUCUCACAGGUUGUGAAAGAAACUAUUGAUCCCAGUGCCACGAUCGAAUUCAAACCAAACACUGCCGAUGAUCGUCAUAAGAGAAAACCGGAUAUCACCAAAGCAAAAGAACUUCUCAAACUGGGAGCCAAAGAUUUCCCUACGAGAAGGGUUGCCUCGCAUGCAACAGCGAUAUGCCUCAGCACGGACGAGAAAUCGCCGUCGUCCACCCCUUCCUCCACAUCCACCGCCUACCUGCUCCCCGCCUCUGCCGCCGGAUCUGGCGGCGGCGGCGCCGCCAUCGACCGCUACAACCCGAUACUCCGGGAUCCAAAUCGGACCCCCAAACCUCCACCACCCUACAACAGCCGCUCCGACCCGCCCGCCAUCCCCAAAUCUCGAAAAAUUGCUCACAUUAAGAACAGGAAAAUCCAGCAGCUCAAGGAAAACGAGAACGAUAAACUCACCGGCGGGAGUUUGGUGAGAAGGAGCUGGAAAUGCAUGAAUCCAGGUGAUUUUAUCAGUCCUCCGGGCUCCACGAGGUACUUGUUGAGGGAAAAAAUUGUUCAUGCCGCCUUGUCAUUGUCCGAUUUUGAUCGGAGCUCGCCCGUCAAUGACAUUCCUAAGGAUGUGGAGAAAAUGGAGGAUUUAUUAUUUGCAGAAAAACAAUCGUGUCCUUCCCUGCCUCAUGCUCCAGAACAGGUGGUUGUUCUGAGGGUGUCAUUGCAUUGCAGAGGAUGUGAGAAAAAAUUGAGAAAGCAUCUCUCUAGAAUGGAGGGUGUUACAUCUUACAACAUAGAUUUUGCAGCAAAGAAAGUGACAGUAAAUGGGAAAAUUACUCCUUCGGAUGUGCUUACGAGCAUUUGUAAGGUGAAAAAUGCUCAGUUAUGGUCUCCAACACUCUCGUCAUCUUCAGUGUAA